AUGGACCUCGGAGUGGCACCAAGGACAGAACUGGGUGCUCCGUACAGAGAGGAGACUCCGGAGCUCCUGUGUUUUACAUCGCAGCAAGGCAAACUAAAUUAUUUUUAUGCAUCCAAAAUACAAAAGAUACAGAAUGCAAAUCUGCAUAUUAACAAACCGCAUCGAAUCGCCUCAACCCCAGCGGGAGACAGCCACACCACUGUCCGGCAAACACCGAUGCCUGGACUGGGGGGCGCGGCUGGCCUGGCUGCAAAAGGAAUUGCCGCCGCCUGUCGCCUACAGACCCCAUCAUGCCCCGCGCCCCAGAGUCCCGCCAGCGACACUUUUCCCGCGCACGGCAUGCUGGGACGAAGAAAUCGGAAAAAAAUAUCAGAAAGUCUCAAAUCCAGCAAGACCACCAUGAAAGGUUCAAAAACAUCGACAAAGAAACAAAAAGGUAACAAAGCUAAGGAAUCAUGAACAGGAAAAGGAGCACAGCUUUGUAAAAAGAAGGAAGUUGAUCUUUCUAUGGCCAGUAUAGGCCACCCAGAAAUCUUUCCCUUGCUUUUGACUGCAAAGACCCAAGAAAUCUUUAAUUGCCGACCUGAUGACGAUGUCACAGAAAAAGAUUGUUUCAAGUGUAUUAGAAAAGAGGACAUAAUUCAAGACGUGAAAACAAGAGCUAAAGCUUCUGAUUUCCACCGUCUCAAAAAAGUUAUCCUAGAAUAUCCAGGGGAAGAACUCUUGGUAGUUUUUGAUCCAGACUUCCAGUAUGGACAGAAUUUUUACAUGGUUGCUUCUGAAGAAGCCAAGGAAAACUUUCUUAAGUCUUUAGUAACUGAGGAAGAAACAGAAGAAACAGAAGAGAAUAGAGAAGAAACUCUGGAAGUCCACAAACCUUGGGUUUCCCUUGGCAGCGAAAAGGAAGUUGAAGAAGAAUCUGUUAAAGAAAGGGAUACAAAGAUUAAAUACAAGGUCUCUCGAGUUCGCAGGAUGUUUGGUGCACCGAUUACGUUUACUGACAAGAAUGCUUCAGAUGACAAAGACAUGUAUGCUGAAUGCACGGCCUAUGAAGACGAUACUUUCAGUAUUAAAAUGCUUGAAAGGGAUGUGGGGGUGCAGAUGGUUCCAAAACUAAGAGAAGCUAGUACUCAGACAAAAUGGACCUAUCCAAAAAAUGCAUCCACGCAGUAUUGUACUAGGCAGUUGUCAAAUGAAGCAAAAGCAGAGAGUCUGUCAUCUGAGAAGCUGAAACAAUUUCUUACAGCAGUACAUAUAAGAGUAGAAAUUGCAUUGCAGCAAAAUGAAAUUAUGAAUGUUUUUUUUGAUGACUGGAAGGCCCUAGCAGAAGACCAAGAAGAAGGCAAGCCAGAUGUUUAUCUUAAAGCAUACCAAUCAUUUACAGAUGUGCAGUAUCUCAAGAAUAGAACCAUUAGCUGCAUUCGCUGGCAUCCAACCAUUUAUGGGAUUAUAGCACUGUCAGCAAGAGAGCAGCCUUCAUAUGAAGAGCAAGUUAACCUCUCUAAUAAAUCAUUGCCACACCAGUCAGUUAUACUUAUCUUGAGUUUUUUUGACCCUAUCUGCCUCCAGCUGGUGUUGAAGGCUCCUGAAGACAUUUACUGCUUUCAGUUCAGUCCAAGUAAUCCAAACAUCAUUGCUGGUGGCUGUGUCGAUGGACAGGUUGUACUGUGGGAUAUUUCUAAACAUGAAGGAAAGCUGCAAAGUGCAAAGCCUGUUGCUGAUGAAAUUAUUGAAUCCUCAGAGGAUGAGCCAAGAGUAGCAGCAGCAAGGGUGACUGAGGUUGUACUGUGGGAUAUUUCUAAACAUGAAGGAAAGCUGCAAAGUGCAAAGCCUGUUGCUGAUGAAAUUAUUGAAUCCUCAGAGGAUGAGCCAAGAGUAGCAGCAGCAAGGGUGACUGAGAUGUCACCUAGGCAUGUCCAGCAGAGUAGCACAGAGCCAUCUCUAGUGAGACACUGUGCAGCCUCUUCCAUACCAUAUAGUCAUACAAAGCCAGCAACAGAUGUACAUUGGCUACCAUGUAACUUUGAGGACAGCCAAAAGGGUGGUGCUUCUGAAAUCAGAGAUGAAAAUAAUCUGCAGCUUGUAACCUGCUCCCCUGAUUGCUCAAUAUUGUUUUGGGAUAUUCCAUCCAUCGAACAACGUGAAAAAUUUUUAUCUGAGAAAAUAAAGGAGGAGAAAAAAUCUCACAUACCCCAUGAUGCUCCAUACUCUGAUGAGGAUUUAGAUCUCUCCUGGAAACCUCUCAUAAAGAUAAAUCUGCGUGAAAGGGAUAACAACACAGAGUAUGGUCCCAUCAGAAUGAGUUUAAGGGAACUGGAGUAUCGUUACAAACCUCCAGGGAAGGCAAAAUCUCUGAGAGCACUAAGAGCACCCAUCAAAGAGAAGCCAUAUACAGAGAUGAGUGCUGCUUCAAGCAAAAAUCUGGCAGUGCUACAGAAUAUAUCCACAGACUUUUUUGUUGGAAAUGAAGAUGGAGAAAUUGUUUAUUAUGACUGGAAAAUGAAAACUGAUAUUAAUUCAGCAAAACCAGUUAGUCAGAAGCACUCCCAGAAAUAUGCCCUCCACACCAAAACUAUCAACACUCUCCAGAAAUCUCCAUUUUUUAAAGACAUCUUUCUAAGCAUUGGAGGCCAGAAGUUUGCCAUUUGGAAAGAAGGAGUUACAAAUGGACCAAUCCUUCAGUCAAGCUGCUCUGCAGGAAGGUACACAGCAGGACAAUGGUCCUUAACAAGACCAGGAGUUUUCUUCAUUGGCAGAGACAAUGGAAAUAUAGAUAUUUGGGAUUUACUGAAGAAAACUCAUGAGCCGUCUUAUUUCCAGAACAUCUCCAAAUCAAUCAUCACUUUCAUCAGCCCCUCCAGUGCCUCAGCAGAGCAGCAUUUUUUGGCUGUUUCUGACAAUCUUGGAGUUCUGCAUAUUUUGGAAAUCUGUCAAACACUAUGUCACCCUUCAAGUAAUGAGCAUACCAACAUACUUAACUACUUUGAAAGAGAAGUCAGAUACCUGAAGUACUGUGAAGAGGAGUUUAAAGGGUAUCAAAAGUUUCAAGCCAAAACAGAAUUGAAAUGCGACUGGAGACAGAGAAAACAGUAUGUCAUACUUGGAAUUAAGAAAAAGUUCUGUGUUUCUUUGUAUCUUUAA
This is a messenger RNA of Pseudopodoces humilis (Tibetan ground-tit), 3141 nucleotides long. The record is from RefSeq and is a predicted model, not a curated record. NCBI's taxonomy places the organism in Eukaryota, Metazoa, Chordata, Aves, Passeriformes, Paridae.